CGCCUGCCCCUGGCCAAUCCUGGUCGCUCCUGGGCCAAGGUGGUGGGAUGGCGGUGAGUAGCCUGCCUGUCGUGCGAUGCUGGGGUUGCUCUUAGCGCGUCAGGCCGGGAUUGACGAUCCAGUGCGGCUGCGCCGGACCACAUCCACCUGGAGGGUUCUAAGUUUGGAAUUAAAUAAAGAUAGAGAUGUGGAAAGAAUACAUGGUACUGGUAUCAACACCCUUGAUAUUGAGCCUGUUGAGGGAAGAUAUAUGUUAUCUGGUGGAUCAGAUGGUGUCAUUGUACUUCAUGACCUUGAAAACUUCAGCGGAAAACCAACUUACACUUGUAAAGCACUUGGUUAUGUGGGAAGGAGCCAUCCUGACGUACAUAAAUUCAGUGUGGAGACAGUCCAGUGGUAUCCUCAUGACACUGGCAUGUUUACAUCCAGCUCAUUUGAUAAAACCUUGAAAAUAUGGGAUACAAAUGUUUUACAACCUGCAGAUGUAUUUCACUUUGAGGGAACAGUCUAUAGCCAUCACAUGUCUCCAGUUGCUACAAAUCAUUGUUUAAUAGCAGUUGGUACCAAAAGCCCCCAAGUACAGCUUUGUGACUUGAAGUCUGGAUCCUGUUCUCACACUCUGCAGGGUCACAGGCAAGAAGUACUGGCAGUAUCUUGGUCCACACGUCAUGAAUAUGUUUUGGCAACAGCAAGUGCUGACAGUAAAGUAAACUUAUGGGAUGUGAGGAAAGCAUCUGGAUGUCUGAGUACACUGGAUCAGCACAAUGGAGAGAAGUCCAAAGCAUCUUCUGAGGCAGCAAGCACUGCUCACAAUGGGAGAGUUAAUGGUUUAUGCUAUAUGAAUGAUGGACUUCAUCUGUUGACCAUUGGCACAGAUGAUCGGAUGCGACUCUGGAAUAGCUCCACUGGAGAAAACACAUUAGUGAAUUAUGGGAAAGUCUGUAAUGAAAGUAGAAAAGGACUCAAAUUCACAGUCUCUUGUGGCUGUAAUCAGGAGUUUGCCUUUGUACCGUACGGCAGUACCAUUGCUGUUUAUACAGUUUUCACAGGAGAACAAGUAGCUGUGCUUCGAGGACAUUAUAGUACUGUCAACUGCUGUGUAUUUCAACCUAAUUUUCAGGAACUCUAUAGUGGUAGCAAAGAUUGCAAUAUCCUUGCAUGGAUACCAGCUCUUCGAGAGCCAGUUAAUGAUUACGUUUCUGAAAAGGUUUUUAAGAUCAGUCUUCUAUGUAUGAAUCUCACACUUCCCUAGCCAGUGUGAAGAAUUCCUGGACAGAAACUGGCUUGAGGUACAGUACAAGGCAGAGUGGAUCACAUUUCAAGUUUGCACCCAUUGCAUCUUGCCCCAUUGCUGGAUACCACUGAGAAGAGUGACUUCCUCCUCUUUACUGUCCCUUCCCCUGGCUUCAUCAGUGGCUGUACUUAAUUACUAAGUAAAGUGUUGGUAUCUUCUAAAUGAAACAUUUUAAAGGACAGUGAAGGUAUGCUGUGUGUUAUUUUUCACUGGAAAGAGCCAAGUACUAAGCCAACGAUGUGAGUUGCAACUGUGCAUCUCUUGCUUGUGUCCUAAGGAAACAAUGGAUGUGGGAGUCAGUCUGAGCCAGCCCAGCUUGAAGAAAUCCAGAGAGCCUAAGACAAGCCUCCUUCAGCUUGAGUGAAAGUUUAGUUCUAUAGAGACACUAAGGGAAAAGUCUGGUGCAUAAAGUUGAAAAUUGUAGGCUCUUCAGUGCAUAUUGGCCUAGGAUCUGCCACAACGAAUGGUGUAUUCCAUAAAAACAGUGGGAAUGGAGGAUAAAGGGAUGACUGACUGGCCAGGAAUUCAGGCAGCUGUAUAACUACUCCCCACAUCUUCAUCCCUUCUAAUAUCUGUGUGCUGUGUAGUCAGCCUUACCCACCAGCCCACACAAUCUGCCAAGAUGACACCUAACCGAUGUCAUCCACCACGCUGGCAACCCUUAACCACGCCCAGUCCUGCCAAGUUGCAUGAAGCUCAAGAGACUCAAAAAAAAAAUAUUUGUGGCUGUUAAGGCAACUUUCUAUUUACAUAUGAAAUAAUUUUUUAAUUGCAUAGGCAUACAGCUUUGUUCUUAAUACUCAUUUUAUCACCGUUUCCUUUCAAAUUAAGGCAGAAAGGAACCAGGAUAUUUUUAGUUAUGAAUUUUAACUUUUUGCUAAGAAGGAGACUUUCACUCCCUGAGGUCUGUACACUUGGAAGACUACAAAUCCACCCUUUUCUUGCAGCUAUGGGACAGAGAUGCUUCUGCAAUCCUAAACAGGUUUUGUAGUAAAUUUCCUCAUGCCAAAUUGCAGAUUAACAUCAGCAGUUUAAAUCAGUCUAACCAGUUAUUUUUGCAGCCAUAUGUUUGUAAUCUAGAGUAACAUGUUUAAGCAAGAAUGGGGUAAUGUUUUCAGCAACAAAAAUAAUAUACCUUUGUUUAAUACAAAAUAGGUUAACAUGGGGGACAGAGAAAGGGGAUGUUACUAAAACAUUAUUUUGCUGCUCUCAGCAGCUGCAUUUGAAAGGCAGUGAGCUUUUUCCACUUCUAUUGACUACAAAGCAUUUAUUUAACAGGAUACUCGGUUUGUAUUAGUUACAGGUCUUACCCUCCAACAGAAUUAUUAAAACAUUCUAAGAAAACUUGGAAUCAUAUUUUUAAAGUUAGCUCAAAAAAACAUGUUCAUAAUAAAUUAAGAAAUGCAUUAUGCUCUUGCUGGAGAUCAUUGGCAAGAGAGAGCUUGCAUCUGGUAGCCAGCCAGUUCCAUUUGUAUUUAAAAUUUAAAGUUGAUUCUUAAUCCUCUCUGUUAGUAGUUUAGGAUGGCCUCUGAAGAAACUGUAGCUAUCAGUGCCUGCCUGCCACGUUGUACUUUCAUCCACGCAAAUACAUCUUGGUCUGUAUGCUGGAUCUUUAACCUGUGGGUGCCAUUUUAAGAAAGAGGGUUACUCUAGGGAACAGAAAGAGGAAAAUGAGAAUCCUUUCCUCUAACUUAGGGAACAUCCAUUCUGCAGGCAGCAGCACAAUACAGAGCUGUUAACUCUAGUUUAAACUGAGCAACCCCACAAGAGGCUAAUGUGCCUUGCUGGGAUGCUGCAUCAACUCACCUACAUGGAGUUUAACAUUUCCACAGCUAGACCAUGUUAUUACUGUGUUAAUACUCUUCUUCCUUAUUUUCUGUAGACACCUGUGUCAGUAGGGCUCAAUGAAUGCAGCAGUUUGGGGAGCCGUGUUUCCUAUGAUAAAAGAUAAAAUCAGUAGGUGUGUGGAAGCGUAUACAUAUGUAAAGUUCUCAUGUUUUGUGGCAGUCAGUAGGGAGUGUCUCACGUUGCUCAACAGUUAAUUACUGUUGCUGUUGCCUCCUACACUGUUCUGUAACACCUCAGGAAAUCGACUGAUUAAGAUUCUCAUGCUAGCAAACAUGAGAAAAAUGUUUUGGGACUUUAUAAAAUAGUAGAUUUGAAUGGA
Molecule: messenger RNA, 3461 nt
Organism: Falco peregrinus (peregrine falcon)
Lineage: Eukaryota; Metazoa; Chordata; Aves; Falconiformes; Falconidae
Gene: ERCC8
Product: ERCC excision repair 8, CSA ubiquitin ligase complex subunit
Exons: 17
Coding region: 77-1252 (391 amino acids)
Biological process (GO): protein polyubiquitination; transcription-coupled nucleotide-excision repair; proteasome-mediated ubiquitin-dependent protein catabolic process
Cellular component (GO): nucleotide-excision repair complex; Cul4A-RING E3 ubiquitin ligase complex
Molecular function (GO): protein binding
Source: RefSeq, a predicted model, not a curated record